Messenger RNA from Cotesia congregata, 573 nucleotides. NCBI's taxonomy places the organism in Eukaryota, Metazoa, Arthropoda, Insecta, Hymenoptera, Braconidae. The record is from the annotation of a GenBank genome assembly.
AUGCUGUUUGUCGUUAUCGUGUUUGUGUUGGUCGCCGGAUCUACCGCGGUAACUUUUCAACCGGGUCCGUGUCCGGUUAUCAAUGGAGUCCCCAUUGACUUCAAAAAGAUGGCCGGCAACUGGUACGAGUAUGCUAAUACCGAGGACCAGUAUAACGGUACUCUUGGAUGUACGAUCAGUGAGACAUUCACGCUGAAGGAUAACAUAACUAGAAUGUUUACAACCUCAAUUUCAAAAUCUACCGGCAACAUUGUGGGAGUUGAGAGCGAAGUCACUGCGAUACUACCAGGAAACGGGGUGAAUCUUGUUACCUAUACUCCACUUGCUGGUGAAUUGACUGUUCAAUACUGGGAUCUUGAAGUUGUGCCUGAUAGUCACGAGAUAUCUUGGUCUUGCGUAAUAGAAGGAUCAAAACAUCAUAUACAAGGUAUAGACAUAUAUACUCGCAGUCCAAACCCGUCAAUAGAUGUCCUUGAAAGAUCACGACAAUUAGCCUUGGAGAGAGGUCUCGCAGCACCGGAGUUUGUUCUAUUUGAUAAUAGUUGUUAUCUAAAAAGUUGUAGAUGCCAAUAA